AUGAAUGAAUAGGAAGAAACACAAUAGGAGAAAAAAGAAAUUGUGCUUUGUGCUUCAAAGGCAAGACCUUGAUAGAGACGGAUGAGUCCAAUAGAUGAUAAAUCUGGUAUUCUGAUCCCUCGAUUAUAAUUUUUUCCAAAAUCCCUCGCUCUCUCUCUUUUCCUCGCAUCACACGCAGUUUCUCUCUCUAGCUUUCCCCCUUUACGGUCACUACUGGUUGUUCUUUCAAGAAUCGAAAACUCUCUGUUUCCCUUUUCUUUUCAAUUGGAGAAUUCUGAUUUUUCUUCUCUCUUUUUCUCUCCGUUUGUUUUAUCUCUGGUUUUUCUCGAUUCCGAAGCUGAAAUUUUCCAUCAAAUCAAUCAAUUACAGAAUCUAGAAUUAUCUCUUUCGAAACAGGGAAAAGACACUUCUUUCCUCCCCAUUUUCUCUUUCUUUCUUUCUUUCUUUUUUUUUUUCCGUCGGAAAAAUUGGCUUGAUUGGUGGGCUUGAUUUAGCUUCAAGACUUAAACUUUGGAUCACCUAUUUUUCUUGAAAACGGAACAAAGCAGAGAGAAGAAGGACGGAUUGAGUUUUCUUUAAGUUUAGUGAAUUUAUUUUAAAGAACUAGAAAAGAAAACAAUUUGUUUCUUUCUCGGAGCAUUGGUCGGAGCUAGAAUUCUCUGUUUGGACUUGGACAACAUUUGCCAACGAAGACUUUCUGUGAAGCGAAAAACAGAGAAGAAACGAGACGCAAGAUUUUUUUCCCCCCCUUUUUUUUUCUUCUCUCUUUCAAGCCUGCCCGUGAAAUUUGCUGUACAAACGUCGAAAAAUAGGAGUCUUUGCAAUAAAACCCACAUCGCAUCUCUCUUUCUAUCUAAAAGGGAAAUCAAAUCCCGUCAAUAUCUCUCUCUUUCUUCCCUUAUUUCUCUCUCUCUCUCUCUCUCUCUCUACAUCCUCUUUCUUUUUUUCCUCUGUUUUUCGGUCUUCUUUUCUUCGCCUUCCUCUGUUUCAGGGGUUGGUGAGAGAAACUUAAUUUCCCUCCCUUCCUCCCUCUCUUUCUCUCUCCUCUUUCUCUCUCUAAACAUGAUUUUGGACAAAGGGUCAAUGCAAUCAAACCUUGAUUGCUUCCUCCAUUGCACAACACCGGUCGUUCAAUCCCAAUUCCUCCCCAAGAGCGAAAUUCGGAACCUUAAUCGUCUAUGGCACCCAUGGGAGAGAGAAAAGGUCGAGUAUUUCACCCUCAGCGAUCUCUGGAAUUGCUACGACGAACUCAGCGCCUACGGAGCCGGCGUCCCCAUUUCCCUCGACCACGGCGAAACCCUUGUUCAGUACUACGUCCCUUACCUCUCCGCCAUUCAGAUUUUCACCAGCAAUUCCUCCAUUAACAGCUUCAGAGACGAGGCAGAUUCUGGUGAGUGUGAGACGAGGGAUUCGUACAGUGAUUCACUAAGCGAUGACAGCGAGAGCGAUAAGUUAUGGAGAUGGGACGGUUGUUCCUCGGAAGAAGGAGGGUUUGAGCAAGACAAUAACAACAAAAACAACAACAAUAACAAUAAUAACGUUUUGCAUCCAAACGACAGAUUGGGUUUUCUUUACUUUCAGUACUUUGAGAGAUCAACUCCUUAUGGAAGAGUCCCUCUAAUGGAUAAGAUCAAUGCAUUGGCUCAAAGAUACCCUGGCUUGUUGUCACUCAGGAGUGUUGAUCUCUCACCAGCUAGCUGGAUGGCAGUUGCAUGGUACCCAAUAUAUCACAUCCCAAUGGGCAGGACCAUAAAGGACUUGUCAACUUGCUUCCUCACUUAUCAUACUCUUUCAUCUUCUUUCCAAGACAUGGACAUUGAAGACGACAUUGACAAUGUGGAGAGGAAGAGAAAGGAAGGGGACGGCAUCUCUUUGCCUCCAUUUGGUUUGGCCACUUACAAGAUGCAAGGAAAUGUGUGGGUGUCAGGCAAUUGUGGAAGGGACCAAGAGAGGCUUUUGUCACUUUUGAGCGUGGCCGAUUCAUGGCUAAAGCAACUUCGGGUGCAACAUCAUGAUUUCAAUUACUUCACAGGCAUUCGAAGAUGCUAGGGAAAAAAGAAAGCCACACUACUUUUUUCUUUUUUUUUUUCAAAAAUUCACUCUGAGGAAAU
Messenger RNA from Morus notabilis, 2111 nucleotides. RefSeq lists its product as uncharacterized. The record is from RefSeq and is a predicted model, not a curated record. Bases 1063 to 2049 code for a protein of 328 amino acids. The transcript has 6 exons. NCBI's taxonomy places the organism in Eukaryota, Viridiplantae, Streptophyta, Magnoliopsida, Rosales, Moraceae.